CUUAGAGAGAGCAGAGAUGGCUGCUUCUUCAUUUAUGGCGUUUCAAGUGAACUGCUCUGUUCAGAGGUCCUCGGAUUUACUCAGUUCUGAUCACUUCAAGCCUAACCUCUCCUCUGCUGUCAAACCAUUCGGGAAAGAUUGGCAGCAAUCUCCUCUUCGAGUUGAUUUUGCAGAUGUAAUAAAAAAUGCGUGUGUGAAUAUAUUGGACACAUUUGUCAACUUGGUGUUCCAGUUCGAGGACCAACCAUUACUCCCCCCUCAGAGGAAUUUUGGGCCAGUUGGUGAAUUGGGAAGAGCCAUUAACAUCAGCGACAAUAUUGAAGGGCAGAUACCGGAGGAUUUUCCUGAGGGUGUUUACAUUAGAAACGGGUCAAACCCACUAUUUGGAGGUCUAAAAUCAACCAAAUCUGUGUUCGGACGGUCGAGUCAUGCUUGGAUUGAAGGAGAAGGAAUGCUUCAUGCUGUGUACUUCAACAAAGAUAGCGACGGAAUGUGGGCUGUACGAUACAACAACAGAUAUGUCGAAACGGAAACGUACAAGCUAGAAAAACAAAGGAACAAACCAUCCUUUCUACCUGCAAUUGAAGGCAACUCCUUGGCCAUUUUGUCUGCUCAUCUGCUAAAUAUGUUGAGAUUUGGGAAGGCGAACAAACUAUUCAGCAAUACUAACAUCCUCGAACAUGGAGGAAGGUUCUACUCGAUCGCGGAAAAUUACUUGCCUCAAGAGGUCGACAUUUUCACACUUGAAACUCUGGGCGAUUGGAAUGUGAAUGGAGGAUGGAAUCGACCAUUUACAAGCCACCCAAAGAGAGCACCAGAGACUGCAGAAUUAGUUACAGUCGGGGUAGAUGCAGUAAAGCCAUUCAUGGAACUUGGAGUGAUCUCUGCUGAUGGCAAUGAACUAGUUCAUAAAGCUGAUCUCAAUCUCGAUAGAUGUCCCCUCUGUCAUGAAAUCGGGGUCACGCAGAGGUACAAUGUGAUCAUGGAUUUCCCGACCACGAUAGACAUAAAUCGACUCAUCAGAGGAGGAACAUUGAUAAAAUACAAUAAGGGAGGGUAUGCGAGGAUCGGGGUAAUGCCUCGCUAUGGUGACGCUAGCUCAGUCCGCUGGUUCUAUGUGGAACCCAACAGCGCACUGCAUAUUCUGAAUUGCUUCGAGGAUGGUCACGAGGUUGUAGUGUGGAGCUGCAGGUCUCUUGAAUCAAUCAUUCCGGGUCCGGAUUAUGGUCUGCAUAAAUACGAAUGGUUCUCAGAAAGAUUGAAGCCAAUCAGAUCAAGUGAUGGAAGCGUUGCCACCUCGACAGAAGAGGAAACAUCGUUCUUCUCGCGUGUGUACGAAUGGCGAUUGAACAUGAAGACUGGAGAAGUUAAGGAAAGAAAUCUCACUGGAACUGAAUACUCCAUGGACUUCCCUAUGAUUAAUGGCAACUUCACAGGCCUUAAAAAUAAAUUUGGAUACACCCAAGUUGCAGACUUGCCAGCAAGCUCUACCUCAGGCAUGCCCAAGUUUGGAGGCCUAGCGAAAUUAUAUUUUGACGAACCGGUAGCUGCAGUUUCAUCGAAAGAGAAACCGUCUGAGGACACGAUUAAGGUUAAGUACCAUAGGUUUGGAGAGAACAUCUUCUGCAGCGGAGCUGCCUUUGUUCCUAAAGAAAAUGGAAUCGAAGAGGACGACGGUUGGAUAAUUACUUUCGUUCACGAUGAAUCUACCGACAUCUCCCAAGUUCAUAUAGUUGACACCAGGAGCUUUUGUGGCGAACCGGUUGCGAAAAUAACGCUUCCCUCUCGAGUUCCAUAUGGUUUCCACGGAGCUUUCUUUAGUCAAACACCAAGUGGUAGCUCGUUCGAAGCUUGUGAGAGCGAGACCAAACAAGCUCGGCAUGAGCCUGCGACUUGAGGCCAAUGAGGCCGUGAGAGGUCGGCAUCGAGCUCGACCAUGGCAGGAGUUCAAUCUCGAUCGGGCCUUGAGCUGAGGUCAGCCAUGGCCUCCGAAGGAGCAAUGGCGGGGUGCGCGGUGGAGACGUAGAGACAUGGCGGUGUUUGGGUCGAAUUGAGCAAGCCUCUCUAUUUGGAUAAGAAAGUAUGGGCGGAUGUUGCUGUCUUUGUUUUUUAAUUUUUGGGAUUGGGGUGUUUUGAGAAAUAAAAUGGCAAUAUGUAACAUCGUGUGCGGGCAUCAAAUUUGUCGUAAAA
Eucalyptus grandis is the source of this 2190-nucleotide messenger RNA. Its product is annotated as carotenoid 9,10(9',10')-cleavage dioxygenase. The coding region runs from base 17 to 1897 and encodes 626 amino acids. Gene Ontology annotation, biological process: carotene catabolic process. Gene Ontology annotation, cellular component: chloroplast stroma. The transcript is spliced from 13 exons. Lineage: Eukaryota; Viridiplantae; Streptophyta; Magnoliopsida; Myrtales; Myrtaceae. Gene Ontology annotation, molecular function: carotenoid dioxygenase activity. The record is from RefSeq and is a predicted model, not a curated record.